Messenger RNA from Lachancea meyersii CBS 8951, 1896 nucleotides. The record is from the annotation of a GenBank genome assembly. NCBI's taxonomy places the organism in Eukaryota, Fungi, Ascomycota, Saccharomycetes, Saccharomycetales, Saccharomycetaceae.
AUGACAAGAAGGUCGUCUUCAACAUCGUCUUCGUCGUCUGGUUCGCAAAACUCGUUGGAGAUAUCAACACCACGGGCCAUCGCUGCAAGACCAUCUGGACAGGUAAAAUGGAAAGCAAAUACCAAGAUUACAGAACCUAUGGUAUCGUCCACACAGCGUAGGCCCACAGAAAAUGAGAAUUCGCUGGGAGGGUUCUCAACAAGUGGACUGGCACCGCUCAGUCCACUACCUCAGGGCAAGGCUCACGAUGGUACGGAAGAAAAACAUCAGGUCUCUCAUAGAGCUAUGCCAAUGGGCUUCAUGUACUCCUCUCCAAACCUUAAGAAUAUGCAAGAAUUGGCGUCACAUUACAACGAGGCUCGAUUGCGGGAUUACUACUACCAAAACAACACAGCCCGUACAUCAACGUUCGUGGACCCUCUAUAUCAUCAGCUAUCAUCACGUCCGAACAAUGCACAGAACAAGCCGGUGUGGAGUUUGAACCAGCCCUUACCACACGUUCUGGACUCUUCCUUGGUAAAAAAGAUCACCACUAAUAUCGAGGCCCAAUCGGGCACCUCUUCCGGACCAGCAUCCAAAUCAGGCUCCAAACCAGGCUCAGUUAACCCAUCCCGUGUUGGUUCUAUGGCCUCCAUCAGCGACUGGAGGAAGGCUUUCCAGCGGGUCAACUCUGGUCGCAAGAUUAACGACAUGGAAGCUCAGUUGCCCGUCUCCAGUGCCGAAAGUCGGCGAUCAAAAGCUGUUAUAUUCAAUGAGGAAAAGCACACCAGUUCUCAGGUCGAGCUCGAAAACGACAACUCUCGUCGCACUCACCCUGGCACAAAAUCUGUGCUGAAUUCCGAUUCCUAUCCCAACUCUGCAGCUGACGAUGUGCCUACGCUGGCACAAAACUCCAAGACAGGCAGUCCACCUGAUAUUCCACCGGCGCCACCAGCGCCGAUUAUUAUUGUGCCAGGCGCUGCUGAUGAAGACGGUCAGGAUUCAGGUCCACAAACGUUUCCCAAUUUUUGGGCUAAAAUACGUUACACCAUGCGCGAACCAUUUGCAGAGUUCUUGGGAACUCUCAUCCUGGUCAUUUUUGGUGUAGGAGGUAACCUUCAAGCCACUGUCACUAACGGAGCUGGGGGGUCUUUCGAGUCUCUAUCUUUCGCAUGGGGCUUCGGUGUCAUGUUGGGUGUUUACGUCGCGGGUGGUGUCAGUGGCGGCCACGUAAACCCAGUCGUCACCAUAUCGAUGGCCAUUUUCCGCAAGUUUCCAUGGAAGAAGGUGCCAGUCUACAUUCUAGCUCAAAUUGUCGGUGCCUUUUUUGGUGGUGCUAUGGCAUAUGGUUAUUUCUGGAGCUCUGUUACAGAAUUCGAGGGAGGUGCGCACAUCAGAACAGCAGCAACAGGCGCCUGUCUCUUCACCAAUCCCAAAUCGUACGUUACAUGGCGUAACGCCUUCUUCGAUGAAUUUAUCGGCACUGCCAUCUUGGUUGGAAGUUUGAUGGCGCUGCUAGACGACAACAAUGCCCCUCCGACCAACGGAAUGACCGCUUUAAUUAUAGGCUUCCUCGUGGCAGCUAUUGGCAUGGCUCUUGGGUACCAAACGAGUUUUACUAUCAAUCCGGCCAGAGAUCUAGGACCUCGGAUUUUUGCAUCCAUGAUUGGCUACGGCCCGCAUGCGUUCCAUUUGACGCAUUGGUGGUGGACUUGGGGUACUUGGGGCGGUCCUAUCGCUGGUGGGAUCACCGGAGCGCUGGUCUACGAUAUUUUUGUCUUCACCGGAUUUGAGUCUCCCAUCAACUAUCCCGAUAAUGGCUACAUCGAGCAUCGAGUCAAGGCUAUACUGCAGUCAGAGAAGACCCUACAGGCUGCAGAUUCCAAAACUAAUGACAUCGUGAACAAAGACAGUUAG